Molecule: messenger RNA, 636 nt
Organism: Microthlaspi erraticum
Lineage: Eukaryota; Viridiplantae; Streptophyta; Magnoliopsida; Brassicales; Brassicaceae
Source: the annotation of a GenBank genome assembly
AUGUCUACUACCAGAAGGAGCUCUAAGAGAGCACGUCCAGAGCCGCAAUCGCUGAAGAAGCAAUCACCGAAACCAAAACUCCAGGAUGAUUUGGAUCUCGAUAUGUCUAGCGAUAUGAAAGGCCUCAUGUCGGCGUUGCAUCAAAUCAGAGAGAAAGCGAACGAGGAUGGCCGGAAGAAGAAGGAAGAAAGCAUCUCCAGUGUGUCCACUGAGGUAAAGUCAAAGAUCGACGAGUUGAAGUCUAAACUUGAGAAAGAAAGGCAGAGCUUUACCAGAGCACUUUCAAAGACUUCAAAGGAGUGUGAGAAUAUCUUGAAGGAUGAAGCUGCCAAGUUUGAGGAGCUUCAUCACAAAUUCAUGAAAGACAAAGCUGAUCAUCUACAGGGAUUGAAAGACACUAUUUCCAAGUUUGAGGAAGAUAAGGAGAGGCUCUAUAUGCGUUAUGAGCAACUAAGGAAGAAGGAGAAGACCAUGAUAUCGGAUCAGGAGAAGUUCUGCGCAGAAAAGCUUGCUCAAUUGGAAGAGUCGCUGAAGAAAAAGAAACGGGGUGACAAAACUUUCAGCAUAUUGAGGAAAACUCUGGGCUCUUUUCUGGAGAACGAAGCCUCUGAUGAAGACUUCCCACCUGAUGAGUGA